CCCCAAAAGGAAAAGGAAAAAAAAACGAGAGGAAAGAAAACGAAAAAAAAAGAAAAUCCGAACCCUCUCCUCCCAAAGUCGCAGCAGCGGCAGCGGCAAUCCACGUGAUCGAAUCGAAUCACCCGCCCGACAUGGCGUCCCCGUCGAAUCUCUCGUAGAGCCGAAGCCUCCGCCCUCGCGUCGAUUAGGAGCGGCGAUUCGCCCCGCCCUCGGGUAAGCUGCUGAGAUCGCGCUCGUGCUCUCGAUCUGAUGCAACCUGCUCAUCUAGGGUUUCGAUUCGCGUGGUGUCCUUGUGGUUAGCGACGGUUUGGAGGAAUUGUUGCGGGUUUUGUGCGUGUUCUAGGUGAUCCGGUGGUGGUGUGAGGUUUUCUGGUUGAAUUUUGGUGGGGAUUUGCGGCGGCUGCGGAGAUGAUCCGGCUGCAGACGUACGCGGCGUUCAGCCUGUUGGCGACGGCGACGGCGGCGUACUACGCUUUUAGCAGCCGAGAGCAGUUCUACCCGGCCAUGGUCUACCUCUCCACCUCCAAGAUCUGCUUCGUGCUGCUCCUCAACACGGGCCUCGUCGCCAUGUGCGUCGCCUGGCAGCUCGUCAAGCGCCUCUUCCUGGGCUCGCUCCGGGAGGCCGAGGUCGAGCGCCUCAACGAGCAGUCCUGGAGGGAGGUCGUCGAGAUCCUCUUCGCCGUCACCAUCUUUCGGCAGGACUUCUCCGUCGCCUUCCUCGCCAUGGUUGCCGCGCUGCUCCUGGUCAAGGCGCUCCACUGGCUCGCGCGGAAGAGGGUCGAGUACAUCGAGACGACGCCGUCUGUGCCCAUGCUCUCGCACCUCAGGAUCGUGUCAUUCAUGGCGUUUCUGCUCAUCGUCGACUGCCUCUUCCUCUCCAACUCGCUGAGGUCUCUCAUACAGAAGCGGGAGGCGUCUGUUGCAAUCUUCUUCUCCUUUGAGUAUAUGAUUCUAGCAACAUCAACAGUAUCAACAUUUGUGAAGUAUAUAUUCUAUGUCAGUGACAUGCUUAUGGAAGGUCAAUGGGAGAGAAAGGCAGUGUAUACAUUUUAUUUGGAGCUCAUCAGUGACCUUGUGCACUUGUCUUUAUAUAUGCUAUUCUUCAUAGCUAUCUUCCUGAACUAUGGUGUCCCACUGCACUUGAUUCGUGAGCUGUAUGAGACCUUCCGCAACUUCAGAAUUCGCAUUGCAGAUUAUGUACGCUACAGAAAGAUUACUUCCAACAUGAAUGAACGUUUUCCAGAUGCUACAUCAGAUGAGAUCAAUGCGAGUGAUGCUACAUGUAUUAUUUGCCGUGAGGAGAUGACUACAGCAAAGAAACUGCUCUGUGGGCACCUGUUCCAUGUGCAUUGUUUAAGGUCAUGGCUAGAGCGCCAACACACUUGCCCCACGUGUAGAGCUCCAAUCAUCCCCCCAGAUAAUGGACGUGCUGCAUCAGCACGACAGCAUGGAGCUCAACCUGGAGUUCAGCCCGCUGCAGGCACUGGCACUCCAGCCUCAGAAGGAGCACCAGGUGAGAUCAUGAGCAGGCGCCAAGCAAAACUUGAAGCGGCUGCAUCAGCUGCUUCCUUGUAUGGAAGAUCUUUUGCUUAUCCUCCGGUGAACACCUUGAAUAGGUAUUCAGCUCCUCCCCAGUCUACAUCAAGUACUCCAGAAUCAGGAGAAGCAAGUAGUUCCAAUCAACCGCAGAAUGACCAAGCAUUGCAGUUCCAAAACACCAGCGAUCCUCUAGCACCUCUGCCUUUUAAUGUAGAUGGUGCUGUUGGUCCAGGAACAAGCACCAGGGAUCUUGAAAAAUCACUGCAAAGGGCACAGGAAAACUUUAUACGGAGCCAGAUAGAGGUGUUGCAAAUCCAACUGCAAAUGGUGCAGCAUGGUGCUGCUGCGUCGGCAACUAAUAAUGAAAAUACUGAGCAUACAAAAAAUGACUGAAGUUGUAAAUAGGCGAAGAUGAGGAUGGGAUAAACAAAACAUAGAUAUGCAGAUCUGGCGAAACCUGAGGGGAAACUCUUACAUGAUACCUUGCCUUGAUUUUGGUAGGCUUGUUCAUUUGUACGUCCCUGUUAGUGGCCUCCUACCGUUAUCAGAUAGAGGCUGAAUCUUUGUCAAGUACCUUUGAUAGAGGCUGUUGUGUUGUAGCGAUAUCUAGUUUCACUGUAACUGAGAUUAAACAAAAUCCAUCUGCUGAGAAGAAAAGAACGGAAUUUUCCCCAGUGCACUAUCGGAAAAACAUGUGUUGGUUGUAUGCUGCUGGAAUCGAAUGGAAGAAUGACGUUUGUCGUGUGAA
This is a messenger RNA of Phragmites australis (common reed), 2287 nucleotides long. Its product is annotated as ERAD-associated E3 ubiquitin-protein ligase HRD1. The transcript has 7 exons. NCBI's taxonomy places the organism in Eukaryota, Viridiplantae, Streptophyta, Magnoliopsida, Poales, Poaceae. The coding region runs from base 409 to 1932 and encodes 507 amino acids. The record is from RefSeq and is a predicted model, not a curated record.